CUACUGCACCCAAGGAGUCCAAAACCAUGUUUUUCUCCAAUGAAAUGCCAUCUUUGUACUCGGUUUUCACAGUCAUGGCUUCCAUUACGGCCUCCAUGGUGUUUUUCCAGUCCAUGAUUAACCAAAUCAUACCCAAACAGGUGAGCAACUACCUUAUUUCCUUGCUCCAGGACUUGUUCAAAGCUCACGCCCCGACCAUAACCUUCAUCUUCGAAAAGGGCAGCGAAUACGGCACCCGCAACCAGAUCUACGACGCGGCCAGCGUUUACAUCACCACCCUCAAACGUAGCCCCGAAACCAGAAGGCUCAGGGUUCGCAAAAGCCCUAAAGAGAAAGCUUUGGUCUUUCGUCUGGACGACGGCGAGAUGGUAACCGACUUGUACGAGGGUGUCGAGCUUGAGUGGCGAUUCGUACUUCGUACAGAGUCGGACAAGGACAGCGGCGGCGAAAGCUACGAGAAGCGGCUGUACGAGCUGAGCUUUCACAAGAAACACGAAGACAAAGUUUCAAAAUCCUAUAUCCCUUUCGUACUCGAGAGAGCUAAAGCCAUUGAUGAAGAGAAUAGGUAUUUGAAGAUGCACACUCUGAACAUGGGGUUCAACGGCCCUUGUCUCGGUGUCAACUGGCAACCUGUUAAUCUCGAGCACCCAGCAACGUUCGACACUUUGGCCAUGAACCAGAGCAAAAAGACUAAUAUUAUUGAGGAUCUCGACAGGUUUGUGAGGAGGAAAGAGUUUUACAAGAAAGUUGGGAGAGCAUGGAAACGAGGGUACUUGUUGUUUGGGCCUCCGGGGACUGGUAAAUCGAGCUUGGUGGCCGCCAUGGCUAACCACCUUAAGUUCGAUAUAUAUGACUUGCAACUUGGUAAUAUACAAAGAGACUCUGACCUCAGAAGGUUGCUUCUAGCAACCGAAAACAGGUCCAUUCUCGUCAUUGAAGACAUUGAUUGCAGUGUUCGACUCCCUGAUCGUCUCAACGGAGAAGGAGAGCAUCAACUCAUCAGGUCUGACAACCCAAACGACAAGAAAAAUGUUUUGACAUUAUCUGGGCUACUGAACUUCAUAGAUGGAUUAUGGUCAAGUUGUGGAGAUGAAAGGAUCGUCAUAUUCACCACAAACCACAAGGAGAAGUUAGAACCAGCUCUCUUGCGACCUGGCCGCAUGGACGUGCAUAUUCACAUGGGCUACUGUACUUACGAGGCAUUCAAGCAAUUGGCCUCAAAUUACUUGGAAGCCUCUGGUGACCACCAACUCUAUGGUGAGAUCAAAGACUUACUCGAACAAGUAGAGGUGACUCCAGCCCAAGUUGCAGAGGAGUUCUUGAAGCACGAUGAUGCUGAUUCUGCACUCGAGCAACUUGUCAAUCUUCUUAGAAGAAUGAAUAACAUGGAAGGCGAUCUUCUCGAUCACUACUCUGAGGCUAUAUAUGGUCAAUAAUCAAAAGAUAUGUAUACGGCAAAUCUGCUAGCCUAGCCAGUUGUAUGUAUACAUGAUGACAUGUGUACUGUACUCUCUCUCAUAUUUCUACGUUGCAUUGCAUGAUUUUGUUAAAUAAUAUUGAGUUGCAGCCAUACUAGAUACAAUUAAGAGUAAGCUUUUUAUUGUUGGGGAUCAGAAGAAAUAUUUUAUUAAUUUUACCCAAUAAGCUUCUAUUUCGUGUUGACUACCUUUUUUGUUGGGGACCAGAAAUAAUAUUUUAUUUUG
Messenger RNA from Humulus lupulus (European hop), 1703 nucleotides. RefSeq names its product AAA-ATPase At5g17760-like. The transcript is spliced from 2 exons. Lineage: Eukaryota; Viridiplantae; Streptophyta; Magnoliopsida; Rosales; Cannabaceae. The coding region runs from base 27 to 1436 and encodes 469 amino acids. Gene Ontology annotation, molecular function: ATP hydrolysis activity; ATP binding. The record is from RefSeq and is a predicted model, not a curated record.